Molecule: messenger RNA, 1029 nt
Organism: Cutaneotrichosporon oleaginosum
Lineage: Eukaryota; Fungi; Basidiomycota; Tremellomycetes; Trichosporonales; Trichosporonaceae
Source: RefSeq, a predicted model, not a curated record
AUGGUCGUUGUCCCCCUCCCCUCCGGCGUGGAACUGCACGCCCGCAUCUCGACACCAAGUAACCCGAUGGCGAACAAGGUCGACUAUGGCCUUCCAAGCAUUGUAUUCUGCCACCCAACUUGGCUUGACUCUUUCUUCUUUUACCCCCAAAUGGAGGACCCGCUCUUCACUGAAGGGUACAACCUCGUCGCCUUUGACAUGCGGGGACAUGGGCUCACGCAUGUCGGCGAGAGACCGAAGUCCUACGAUGCGUGGAGCGUCGCCGACGACAUUUCGGCGGGGAUGGAACGCCUCGGCAUCCGCACGGCACAUGUUGUCGGUGUCGCAUUCGGCGCCGUUGUCGCAGCCAACCUCGCCUCCGCAUACGCCGACAAGGUCAAGACACUAACACUCAUUUCACUGCCGCCGAACCAGGACAACGAGGACACGAUGAUGGGAUAUGCGGAGUGCCGCGAGGCGCUCGUCGCCGCCACCCGGUACGGCGACGCGGACACGCUCGACGCCAUCACGCGGGCAACGUUCGCGUAUGACGCCGGCAGUGGGGCGCUCGCCCCAGCAAUUCGCGAAAUCAGGGACGAAUACAUGCUCGCAGCACGGGAGCGGCUGGCAGCGUCGGCUGAGGAGGCGGCGGACGCAGCGUUUUAUGUCUGGGAGCCUGUGACGACGCGGCGACCGCAGAGCACGGAGGAGAUGGCGCGCAUUAGCGCGCCGGUCUUGAUACUGCAGGCCGCGGCGACGGAGGAGCCGACAUUCACCGAGGACGCACAGCUGUGGGCUUUCAAGUUCAACGCCUUACACCGCACGACGAGAGCACAGGUGCACAUGAUCGAUAACGUGGGGCACUUUAUGACGCUCACGAGUCCGAAUGUCGGUCCCUCUGAGCCGCGUAGACCGUCUACACCUCGUUCCGCGACGUUCGGGCAGUUCGACAUUGCCGCACUGCCACCAACGCGAGGACAGACAAUCGGCGACAUCAUGGACAACCGCGUCAGCGUGUAUGUCGACGUCGUGACCGAGGUCGUGGGGUAG